Messenger RNA from Trachemys scripta elegans, 5257 nucleotides. It is a transcript of the gene ORAI2, whose product is annotated as ORAI calcium release-activated calcium modulator 2. The transcript is spliced from 3 exons. Bases 2039 to 2812 code for a protein of 257 amino acids. The record is from RefSeq and is a predicted model, not a curated record. Gene Ontology annotation, biological process: store-operated calcium entry. NCBI's taxonomy places the organism in Eukaryota, Metazoa, Chordata, Testudines, Emydidae. Gene Ontology annotation, cellular component: membrane. Gene Ontology annotation, molecular function: store-operated calcium channel activity.
GCUGAUGUGAUCCAGUUCUGCAGUAGCUCCUGUGUGUUACUCUCAUUGAGGUCAGUGGCAGUCUUGUUGGUACAAGGAUUGAUUGCAGGGUCAAGGUCUCUGUUGUUGAUCUGAAACCUCCUAAUUAGGAUACGAGUUUCAAACUUGUGCUAGAGUUCAUAAACCCUGCUCAGUUAAAUUCUACUGUAUGUCCAUGUGCACGAGUAACACUGUGAUCAUACCCCAAGAGGUUGCCUUUUAAAUAGCAAUAAGGUUAACUCAUAGUAUUAAUGAAGGUGAUGUUUCGGUCAUGGCCAGUGUUAUAUGUGGUCACUUGAAAUAGUCUUGCUGAUUUAACUUGCUUUUCAGACAGUUGGUUGAAUCUGAUGAUAUUUGAACAUUUAUGAAACUACAUAGUUGAGAAGUAAAACCUGAUUUCCCUUUAAGAAUCACAUCUUUUCCUUCACUAAGCGAGGCUGAUAGACGUAAAGAAGCACAAAUAUUGGCUGAUAAGCAUGGAAUGGGGUGAGUGGGUUAGGAAAUCCACAGCUGUCCCUUUCAAGGUAUCAGCCAGUUCAACUGCUCUACGCUAUAUGCCAUUCAACUCCUUUCGUAUCUUUGCAAUCUCAGGUGGCGGGAGGAAUUGUAAAAUGAAUUGUGCUCCAUGAUGUGAUUGUUACGGUUCAGGGCAACUGCACCUCCAUUUCCCCUCUAUGGUCCAGCAAUGGCACCCAUUUUUAGGCUUCCAACUCCCACUUGUUACCUCUGUUGAGUAGAGACCCACUUCCCUUUCCCAUGUGACUGGGUUUUUCCCCAGGCUGCACGAUUCCCUACCUACAUUGUGGUAUUCUCAGCAAACCAGACUUCCUAAACAGGCCCACAGCUGUACUUUACUUGCUCUUCGAAGGCUUAUGACCAACUUAACUGCCAGCAGUUAUGUUACCACACAGCUCUUUGUAAGUGAACACGUUUAUUCUGAAGGUGUAGGCAUUACAGUGAAAACAUAUUAAAACAACAAAAGAUUAGCAUGUGUGUAGGUUAAGCGCUCAAACCAGAGCCUACAACCCCUUCCCCUCCUCAAAUUCCAACAUGGACUUUGGUAGGAGUCAGUCCUUCAAAACCCACACAGGAGAUUUUCUGUGGUUACAAGUUCAUACCAGCCUUAGCUCAGAAUAGGUUAGUCCUUCCUUUAUACAGCUUGGGCCUUUGACCUUGUGACUCUAAGACAAGUAAUCAGUAGACAAUGGUCCCCCCUUCAGGAUGUAGCUUCAAAAGGCUGGACUUUUGCCAAACUGGAGGUGAGAAUUUGCAUUUGCUUCCCCCUAGAGAUUCCCCAGGCAAACCUUUUGACACUGUUUGUCCAAAAGUCCAUUUUUGUCUGACCCAUUGUUGAAAAUAGUCCUCUGAAGUUCAUAAAACUUCCCAGGUUGAAAUCCCAUCUUCCCCCCUAACGAUACUACAUACAAUCCCAGCCCACGUUAAUACAUAAAAUUUGCCUUUGAUACAAUGAACUCCAAAGCUACUUACAUUUAAUUCAAUAAGGUUUUUCAAGGAUACUGCAGGAAAUUGCCAUCUCUUUCAGGGUGAUUUAAUUGAAAGUGCUUCAAUUUAGAAAAUAAUUAACAUGGACACACUGAAUGCAGUAGCCGAUAUUACAGCAGUGCUUUAAUAAGAAGCUUUUGAGACACACCCAUGAUGCAGCAUGGAAUUAAACUGUGUCACUUUGGAAACAAAGUAGAAAGAACAAGCAAGGUUUAGAUUGAAAAAAUAAGGGCAACCAUCUUAAAACAAACAAAGAAGAAUGGGGUGGGGGGCAGAAUUAAGCAAUGGUUUAAAGUUGAAAUGCAAACUGGCAGCAACCUAGAGAUACAAAGGUUAACUGUCACCAGCCCAUCCUGAACUCAUGCUGAAAGUAGUUCACAGCCUUACUUAUGUAGUCUUUCCCCUUGUAACUCCCAUAGGCAUUCACAGCAGUUACAGAUGAGCAGGGAGGAGAGAUUAGAGCUCUAUAUGCCAUGCAAUCUAGUUUACAUCUACCUCCUGAGGCAUUGCUUUCAUCAUGAGUUCCGAGUUAAAUGUCCCGGCGGAUCCUGCCACUCCUGCGUGCGGCUCUGAACCUGGCACAAAGGGCAUGGAUUAUCGGGACUGGGUCCGGCGUAGCUAUCUGGAAUUGGUCACUUCAAAUCAUCACUCUGUUCAGGCCCUCGCAUGGCGAAAACUGUACCUCAGCCGAGCCAAGCUCAAAGCGUCCAGCAGAACGUCUGCUUUGCUCUCUGGAUUUGCUAUGGUUGCCAUGGUGGAGGUGCAACUAGAGAUGCAGUAUCAGUACCCCCAAAUGCUGCUGAUUGCGUUCAGUGCCUGCACAACAGUGCUGGUAGCAGUUCAUCUCUUCGCCCUUCUCAUCAGCACCUGUAUACUACCUAACGUGGAAGCGGUGAGUAACAUUCACAACCUAAACUCCAUCAGCGAAUCCCCACACGAACGCAUGCAUGUCUACAUAGAGCUGGCCUGGGGUUUCUCCACAGUCUUGGGAAUCCUCCUUUUCCUCGCUGAGGUGGUGCUUCUGUGCUGGAUAAAAUUUCUGCCUGUGGACUCCAUUAUGAAAAACGAGACUACCGUCAUCCAAAAGCCCAGCGGCCAUGUGGGCUGGCAAGCGGCUCUGGUCUCCACCAUCAUCAUGGUCCCAGUGGGUCUGAUUUUUGUUGUUUUCACCAUUCACUUCUACCGUUCUCUGGUGCGGCACAAAACGGAGCGACAUAACCGGGAGAUUGAAGAGCUUCACAAACUGAAAGUGCAAUUAGAUGGACAUGACAGAGGGUUGCAGGUAGUGUGACAGAGGAACAGGGAUCUGUUUCAAAGCAAAUCAUUUUGCUGAGGCGAAGAGCAAAAUAAAUAUUUUGCUAACAUGAGCAACCCAAACCAAUGAUGGAUUAUUUGGGGGUCUAACAAACUAAAAUGUGAAUUGUCUGAUUUAUAGGGCAAUGGGUUCUAGUGCUUUUCCAAACUAAUGGGGUGUCUGGCCUAUUUCUAGUCCUACACAAUUGUGUACUUAAGUUGAUACUGCCAUACAGUUAAAAACCAAAACUUUACCUACUUUAACAUUAUGUUCUGGAGGGUGGUUUCCAAAUUGUUAUAUUUUAACAAUGCAACCUUCUUUGGCCAAGAGUGAAACUACUUGACACUUCAAAGAAAGCCACUGUUUCUGUAGGAUCUGUUUGUUUGGGUUAUUUUUAAGUGUCCGUGCUCUCUUGCUGGCUGUGCAGCAGCAAACUGACAAUGACUGUUUCCAGGGUUGAGGUGAUAAGUAGUGCUAUCGACUACAAAUCCGAGGACAUUCUGAAUGCGCUGCAGAACAUGGGUGUGUGUUACCUUUAUUAUAAAAUGGGUAUGACAGAAACCGCUCACUAGAAUGAUGCAAGAGGUUAGAAAUCAGCAGUCUUAGUACAUAUGUCCUCCUUUUGCUAUCCUCUCUUGCUAGUGUCUAACCCUCCUUUAGAACAGGGGAGAGAGAAUUUCAGACUGGCAGGAGGCUGGGAAGCUCUGUUUUUGCCUGCUUCAGUAGUGUCCAUUCUUUUACAAUGAAUGCAUGCCAAGAUCUUCUAAUGUUACUGAUAAUGAAAGUUUGUGUGUCCAGGGAAGGCUUACAGGUAUUUUCAUUUUAACAACAAAGACAUUGUUAAAGCAGGAAACUAACUGGGAAUUUAAAAAGACCUGGCAUAGAAUUUCGAAGGACUAGAAAAGCAGAUUUAAAGGGGUGAGGAAAGAGAGCACAUAACACAGUGACAGAUUUCAGCUGUAUGCUUUCUUCAUUUGCUUUGUAUAUACCAGAAUGAUUCAUGUGUUUUGCUGGCCUGGUUUGCCACAGAGGGCUCGGAGUCCAGAUCCUGUGCUUUUCCCUUGUUCUUUGUGCUAGUUGUGCCUGAGAGCAUACAGCAUUCUUACCUCUUAGGGAAGAAAGCAUCUUGCAUUUUCUCAAACAACACAUACCCCUUGUGGCACAUGGAGCUGCAUUUUUGAGUUCAGGGUGAGCUGCAACCAGCCUUUGCCAUUCCAAAGGGAAAGCUGCGUGCAGUUAAAGUACUAUCACAUUUCACUUGUUGGCUGUAUUUCAGCAGUGGAGGAAGUGAUUCUUGUUUGUGCUUAUGUAGCUUAGUGAGUGAAACUUGUAAAGCGCUGUAGCAUCUUUCUGGGUGAAAGUAUUAAUAAAGUCCCAACUAAUUACAACUACUUCAUGGGGAGGCAAAAUAUUCUUCUGCAAUCAGUAGCUUGAUUUUAGUUUUUAAAGGAAAAGUCGUACGUAUUUCAGCUACAGAAAUAUGUCAAAAUAUUUAAGCAAAAUGGUCCGGUCCUGUCUCAUCAUGCUCCGUAAUCUGCAGGCUGCUGCCAGUGCUAAUUUCAGGCCUUACUCCCUUGCAUUCUAUAAUAGUUUUACAAUUUCUGCCAGUUCUUGAAUAUUUCUAAAAUAAUUGAAGAAGUUUGUAAUGUUCUAUUUAAUCCCCUCCCUUUAACCAGUGGUAUUUAGGAAAUAUGUCAGUGUACGAAGUAUCAGAUUCCCAGCAUGGAGUGUGUGUGAAAUAAUGCGUGCAGCAAGAUGAGAAUGUAGCUUUAAAUAUCUCUCUCUGACAAGUUCCUGGAAAGCCAACUCCAAUCCUUUUUUUUUCAUUUUAAUUCAGUCAUUCCUGGGCAAGCGGCUUAGCAUGUGUGUGUUUUUUCAUCCGUUAUUCUUACCCUCAUCAACAUGGGCCAUGUUUACAUAGGACUACCUACUACUUUCCACAUACACAAUAUAAGGACUUUGUUCCUGUAAGGGGUAGUUUUAAAAUUCCUGCUAAAGCUCCUGAAUGUAAUUUCAGUGAGCUUCCAUACCAAAUGCUAAUACACUUCCUUAUAUGUAGUACCUCUAUCCUAAGGACCCCAACGUGUUUUGAAUGUCACACAGUAAUCUCUUCAUCCGUUAUUGAAAUGUAGUCACUAUUUGACAUUGCACAGGUACACCAUGCAAGUUUUAGGAUGGAACUUUAAUUCUGAUUGCAGUUGAAAUUGCUGGGAUAGUUUAGGUAGGUAGAAUAUAAUUACCUGAUUUGGAGGUUGGGACAUUAGGGUUGAAUUCUGUCCCACUUCACCCCUUUUCUCAUCUCACCACACUAAAAAUUAGUAUUGACAUGUCAAAACCAGAUCAGGAUCACAGUAAUGAAAAUCAGAUUUUCAAAUGUAGUGGUAUGAAAUUUUUCACAACCUUAAGUGAAGUAACUAGGUUGACUUAAGUUUUUGGUGUAGA